Pyricularia grisea is the source of this 3211-nucleotide messenger RNA. RefSeq lists its product as uncharacterized. The record is from RefSeq and is a predicted model, not a curated record. The transcript is spliced from 2 exons. Lineage: Eukaryota; Fungi; Ascomycota; Sordariomycetes; Magnaporthales; Pyriculariaceae. Gene Ontology annotation, molecular function: phosphatase activity. Bases 734 to 3211 code for a protein of 825 amino acids. Gene Ontology annotation, biological process: dephosphorylation.
CCCGGUUCAUGUACCAGAAUCAACUUCUCCCAAAUAAUCAAGCGAUAUAAUAUAUUCCUAUCCGCAGCCUCAGCGUUUCCUCGCCUUGUCUUACUGUCUUGCAGGCUGGACGACAGCUGCGCUUGUUUCUUUUCCGCUGUCAGGGCUGCUGAGGGAACCCGGUGACCCGGGAGGCGGCCAAAAUUACGAAGUAAGACCUGUCACAGGCCACAUGCUCUUUGACGCCCGCAUUACCCAACUCAAGGUCAUCACUACCACCCGCCUAUCCUCGGUAUUACGUCUGGUGCUCUCGCCUGUCUCAUAACCUUUAGGGGAAGCUUUGAAGUCUUCCAUCCUCCUCCGUCUUCUAUCGAAAGCUCUACUACAAACGCUCACCGGCUUGUGUUCCGCGAAUCAUGGCUUAAAAGUCACAACAUGGGCAAUUCGUCACGGAACCUGUGUUACUGACGACUCGUGGCCGCGUGACCUAGCUCACCUAUCUACCUUACCUAGGUACCUUAGCUAAAGCUUGGCUUAAGUUGUGACUCUGUACUACCUCUGUCUAGAGUAGUAUUACUACUACUACACCACUUUGGCAGCCGAACUUUGGACUCCUUCCUCUCAAGCCAUACUUUCAACGCUGCGAGUAGCAGGUGCAGGUCGGGCAAGCAUAGUGGAAACCCGACUCACAUAGUCGAGCCAUCCUGGUUGGCCGGCCCUCCAACUCUUCCUGAAAUUCAGGACUAGUAGCAUUAUGGAUGUCAAGCAGACUAAGAUUCCUUUUGCGCAGACAAUAGAGGGCGUUCACGCCAUUACCGGUGGAACCGCGACUUUAGGUAUCCUCAAGCUCACCGAUUAUCAUAUCAUAUUCUGCGUUCCUCCUCCAGCCGGCAGUCCGUCGAACACUCGCCCUAGAGAGAACUUUAUUUCGUAUCCAAUCCUGAACCACUGCGCAUUUCGGCCAACCCCGCCGUCGAGCGGGAUACCUUCUUCGAUAAGGCUGCGGUGCCGCGACUUUAGUUACGUCACUUUCAAUAUCCCCGACGACAAGACUGCUCGUGAAGCAUUCGACUUCAUUAAAACCAGGACUUGCAAGCUGGGCUCCAUCGAGAAGCUUUAUGCGUUCACCUAUCAACCAACGAGACCUGAAAGAGGGCUCAACGGCUGGGCUUUGUAUGAUGCAAGGGAUGAAUUUCGGCGCCAAGGGGUGAGCGCAAAGGCCAAGGACCUCGGGUGGAGGAUAUCGGAUAUCAACAAGGACUAUGUCUUUUCUCCGACGUACCCGUCCGUUCUCGUUGUGCCAACGUCCAUCUCGGAUAAUGUCCUUAAAUACGCCGCCAAUCAUCGGUCACGAGCUCGAAUUCCCACCUUGACAUACCUUCAUCCUGUAAACAACUGUGCGAUCACGCGGAGCUCACAGCCGUGCGUGGGGCUUCGUGGUAAUCGCAGCAUACAGGAUGAGCGACUCGUCGGUGCCUGCUUCUCGGCGGCUAUCGCGGACUCGGGCGCCGGCGGUUCAUUUGACUCCAGUCCGUCAACCAGCCAAACAGAUUCACCCGUCGUGUCUGUACCCGAGCCAGGUCUCACAGAGACGGAUCGUCACGAAGAUGCAGUGGUCGGCGGCCCUGGUACCACGUUUGAGUUCGAUGAGAAGACUGGGAAACGGGUUAUCUACGGCGCCACGCGUCAAAAUCUGAUUGUUGACGCGAGGCCUGCUAUCAAUUCUUACGCAAUGCAAGCAAUAGGACUGGGUUCUGAAAACAUGGAUUACUACAAAUUUGCAAAGAAGGUCUUUCUUAAUAUCGACAACAUCCACGUGAUGCGAGCGGCUCUUAACAAGGUCAUCGAGGCCAUCAAGGAGGCCGAUGUAUCUCCUUUGCCUCCCAACAAGGAACUUCUGGCAAAGAGCGGCUGGCUGAAGCACAUCAAUGGCAUCCUGGAGGGCUCUCACCUGAUUGCUCGACAAGUCGGUAUUUACCAUUCGAAUGUACUGAUACAUUGCUCAGACGGUUGGGAUCGCACAAGCCAGCUCAGUGCACUUUCGCAGAUCAUGCUAGAUCCCUUUUACAGGACAAUCGACGGAUUCAUAAUAUUAGUGGAGAAGGAUUGGCUAUCGUUUGGACACAUGUUUCAACGACGAUCGGGCUUUCUCAACCACGAACAGUGGUUUGUCACUCAAAAUGAUGCCAUGUCAGGAGUAAGAAUCGAACCCAACGAGAAUGAAAGCCGCGGCGAGGCCUUGGAGAAUGCAAUGGCUUCAGCCAAGCGAUUCUUCUCGAAGAAUCUCAGCCAGGACAAGGAUGAUUCUGAUGGCGAAGCCGGGGAAGGCUAUAAUGCAAAGAAUGCAACAGCGCCAGUCUCGGAGGAUCAGGCUACGCGACCCAAGGAGAUCAGUCCCGUAUUUCAUCAGUUUCUCGACGCUACAUAUCAGCUAGUGAGGCAAAAUCCGACGCGCUUUGAGUUCAACGAACGCUUCCUCCGCCGACUGCUCUAUCAUUUGUAUUCCUGUCAGUAUGGCACCUUCCUAUUCAACAAUGAGAAGCAAAGAAAAGACGCCAAGGUUGAGGAGCGUACUUCGUCGGUUUGGAACUACUUCUUAUCACGUCGCCCGGAGUUUACCAACCCAGAGUACGAUCCUGUCGUAGACGACAUGACACGCGGCAAGGAGCGACUACUCUUCCCACGUGAGGGUGAAAUCCGUUGGUGGCACCAACUAUUUUCUAGAAGGGAUGAGGAAAUGAAUGGCGCACUGGACGAGGCGGCGUCGGCAGCAGAGAAAAUUGCCACCUACCAAUCAAUGUCAUCAGGGCCGCAGCCCAAUACAGCUCCUGGAACUCCGCAUCCGCCCGGAAGCCCGAAGCAAGCACCGCCGAGCCUCCCAACCAGCAAAUCAGUCUUGGUGGGUGUUGAAAGCGGGCACCCGAUCCUCACGCCAGAAAAGCGACCGGCGGAGCUUCCUAGACGCUCAUCCGCAUCUACUUCGGAGUUGCCGGAAGAUCCCUUGGGUGCUUUACAAGAAGGUCUCGGGAAUAUUAAAGUGCAACAGGGCGUUAAGCGUGUCGUUGGAAAGUCUGGUGGGAUCGGCGCGAGCGGGCAGAACGGGAGUGGCGGCGUUUCAGGCUCAAGUUCUACGCCAGGGGGUGAAUCUGGCAAAGAAUUAGCAACUGGCUCGCAGCCAUCGACUACGCCGUCAACCGUUAAGCAGCUUGACGGCGUAUCUCAUGUGGAAUAG